Messenger RNA from Bactrocera tryoni, 906 nucleotides. RefSeq lists its product as uncharacterized. Lineage: Eukaryota; Metazoa; Arthropoda; Insecta; Diptera; Tephritidae. Bases 1 to 906 code for a protein of 301 amino acids. The transcript has 4 exons. The record is from RefSeq and is a predicted model, not a curated record.
AUGGAUUCUUCAACAACGAAACCAAAAAACCAACGUGCUACGCACGAACAAUUAGAAACUUACGUUUCAUUUUGCCGGACGCAUCCGGAAAUCGGUAGAGGAAAAAAUACGCCAAAACCACCUCGACAAAUGCAGGAUUUGUGGCGGCAGCUGGCGGAGCAGUUAAUUGCGUGCAGAGGGCCAUCUCGUACUGCAGCUAAGUGGAAAGAGACAAUGGGUGUUUGGAAGAGCCAACUACGUACGCGGGCAAGGCGCUUAAAAAUGGAGCAGAGGCUCACUGGAGGAGGGCCCUGUGGCAAGCCGUUGACCGAUUUCGAGCAAAAAUCUUUGGCAGCUUUUGGAUCAGUAGCUGUGGAUGGAGUGGAAACUAUUGAAUGCUUUGGUUUAGGGCUGCCGCGAAAACAAAUUGUAGAAUCGUCGAUAAUUGAGUGUCCAACAUCAUCUACUGAAAGUAAACUGCCUAGUUCAGCACCACUGCCAAGCCUAUUAUUGUCGCCAACCCCACUACCUUCGCCAAACCCACUACCAUCGUCAAACCCACUACCAUCGCCAGGCACACUACCAUCGCCAAACCCACUGCCAUCGCCAAGCCCACUACCAUCGCCAGGCCCACUACCAUCGCCAAAUUCAGCACAAUCUCCAUAUGAUUCACCGUUAUUUAGCCCGGAUAAUCAGAUUGACACCGAUUCGGAUGCCAAGACAUCACGGCCAUCACGAGGGGAGGGCAAUAAGCUAAUUACUACUCUUAUUGCUAACAUAGCAAAGAGGAAUACUGCUGAAGGACACAGGCAACAUCGUGAAGAGGAACAGCGUCGGGAGCACCGGGAAGUAAUACAUGCCAUCCAUGACCUAACAAGAGUUGUCGCAGAGUUAAUAAAUGUUGUAAAACAAAACUCUGGUCAUUAG